AUGAGACUUUUGCCAGCAACAUUGCUGGUGGGAGCCGCUUCGGCUGCGGCUCCACCUCUCCAGCAGGUGAUGGGCGUUCACCGUGAGCACGCUGAGGGCCUGGCCAAGCAGGGUUCGAACAUCAUCGAGGACUGGGCCAAGGCAGGCUCAAACGUCCUCGAGGACUGGGCCAAGAAGGGCGCAGAUGCCAUCUCAGAGCCAAUGGAGAAGCUCAAGAAGGAGUUUAGCUCUCUUUCGGAUGAGGCCCGUGGUCUUUGGGAGGAGGUUGCUCACCAGUUUCCCAACACCAUGGACCAUGCCCCAAUGUUGUCUCUGCCCAAGAAGCACACCCGUCGUCCUGAUUCUCACUGGGACCACGUGGUGCGUGGAAAGGAGGUGCAAGAUAUUUGGGUCUCUGGUGCCGAUGGCCAGAAAGAACGCGAGAUUGGUGGUAAGCUUGAGUCUUACGACCUCCGCGUGAAGAAGGUGGAUCCCAGCGCCCUCGGUGUGGAUCCCAACGUCAAGCAGUACAGUGGAUAUCUUGAUGAUAACGAGAACGAUAAGCACCUGUUCUACUGGUUCUUCGAAUCUCGUAAUGACCCGAAGAAUGACCCCGUCGUUCUCUGGUUGAACGGUGGCCCUGGUUGUUCUUCACUGACCGGCCUGUUCAUGGAGCUUGGACCCAGCUCCGUCAACAGCAAGCUAGAGCUCGUCUAUAACGAUUACUCUUGGAACUCCAACGCCUCCGUGAUCUUCCUUGACCAGCCCGUGAACGUUGGAUACUCCUACAGUGGCAGCAGUGUGAGCGACACGGUCGCUGCCGGCAAGGACAUCUAUGCUUUGAUGUCUCUGUUCUUCAAGCAGUUCCCCGAGUACGCUAAGCAGGACUUCCACAUUGCUGGCGAGUCUUACGCUGGCCACUACAUUCCUGUCUUCGCUUCGGAAAUCCUCUCUCACAAGAACCGCAACAUCAACCUCAAGUCGGUGCUGAUCGGCAAUGGUUUGACCGAUGGCCUGACUCAGUACGAAUACUACCGUCCCAUGGCUUGUGGUGAUGGUGGCUACCCGGCUGUUCUCGACGAGGCUUCCUGCCAGUCAAUGGACAAUGCCCUGCCUCGCUGUCUUUCCAUGAUCAAGUCCUGCUACGACAGUGAGAGUGCCUGGGUGUGCGUUCCCGCUUCCAUUUACUGCAACAAUGCUCUCCUUGCCCCCUACCAGCGAACUGGCCAGAACGUCUAUGAUGUUCGUGGCAAGUGCGAGGACUCUUCCAACCUGUGCUACAAGGGCAUGGGUUACGUCUCUCAGUACCUCAACCAAGCUAAGGUUAUCGAGGCCCUUGGUGCUGAGGUUGAUGGCUACGACUCUUGCAACUUUGACAUCAACCGUAACCUCCUCUUCCACGGUGACUGGAUGAAGCCUUACCACCGUCUCGUUCCCGGUCUCAUCGAGCAGAUUCCUGUCCUCAUCUAUGCCGGUGACGCAGACUUCAUCUGCAACUGGCUCGGCAACAAGGCCUGGACCGAGGCUCUUGAGUGGCCUGGCCAGAAGGAGUUCGCUAAGAAGGAACUGAAGGACCUUGCCAUUCAGCAGAAUGAGCACGUUGGCAAGAAGAUCGGUCAGAUCAAGUCUCACGGUAACUUCACCUUCAUGCGUCUGUACGGUGGUGGCCACAUGGUUCCCAUGGACCAGCCCGAGGCCAGUCUGGAAUUCUUCAACCGCUGGCUCGGCGGUGAGUGGUUCUAG
Messenger RNA from Penicillium oxalicum, 1722 nucleotides. RefSeq names its product carboxypeptidase C PRC1 (gene cp3). NCBI's taxonomy places the organism in Eukaryota, Fungi, Ascomycota, Eurotiomycetes, Eurotiales, Aspergillaceae. The transcript is spliced from 2 exons. The coding region runs from base 1 to 1722 and encodes 573 amino acids. Gene Ontology annotation, molecular function: serine-type carboxypeptidase activity. The record is from RefSeq and is a predicted model, not a curated record. Gene Ontology annotation, biological process: proteolysis. Gene Ontology annotation, cellular component: fungal-type vacuole.